AUGAACCGAUUAUUUGGAAUGGGCUCGUCCAAGACGCCCAAACCGGGUCUCAACGAGGCGAUUGCAUCGACAGACGCCAGAAUUGCAAGUAUAGAGGUCAAGAUCAAGAAGCUCGACGGCGAGCUCGCGAGGUACAAGGAGCAGAUGAGCAAGCUGCGGCCCGGUCCAGGAAAGAACGCAGUACAACAGCGUGCUCUACAAUCCCUCAAGCAGAAAAAGAUGUACGAGGCGCAACUCAACCAACUCAUGCAGCAGACAUUUAACAUGGAGAGCACCGCUCUCGCGACUGAGAACUUACGGAAUACAAUGGCUACAUUCGACGCUAUGAAGGUGGCGAACAAGGAGCUCAAGAAGCAGUAUGGGAAGAUCGACAUUGACAAGAUCGAGAAUAUGCACUACGAUAUGGAGGAACUUCUUGAGCAAGCGAACGAGAUCCAGGAGACGUUGGGACGAUCAUACGCGGUGCCAGAUGAGUUGGACGAGGCAGAUCUCGAGGCUGAGCUUGAUGCGCUCGCGUUGGAGGAGGAGGAAGCUCCAUCCUAUCUCGCCGAUCUCAACAAAUCGCCAGACUUUAUUGACGAGGCUCCAGACGAGCUUGCGGAGCUUUCCUCUCCUCAAACGCACGAGGCUGUCAAGACGACGGCAUAG
Messenger RNA from Peniophora sp. CBMAI 1063, 648 nucleotides. Lineage: Eukaryota; Fungi; Basidiomycota; Agaricomycetes; Russulales; Peniophoraceae. The record is from the annotation of a GenBank genome assembly.